ACGCGCGGUGCCGCACCGACACAAAGGAGAGAGGAGACUGUGUCAAAGUAAAACCUUUGUUGUUGUUGUUUUUGGGAAAUCGCAGUCACAAAGUAGGGACACAGAGUGUCUGCGCACUAGCAUGAGUUUAGCAGCUUUACUGGAUUAAUUGGACUUGCAGCCUGCUUGCAGAGCAAGUUCGCUGUCACUUUAGUCAAAGACGAAUCGCGCACAGGAAAAACAACGAUGGAGAGGAGCAUCCCGGGAUGGUGUGUGCUGUUCACCCUCGUCCUGCACGCAACGCGCUGCUUGGCGGCGAAGGAGCUCCAGUGCCAGGAGAUCUCCGUGCCCCUGUGCAAAGGCAUCGGCUACAAUUACACCUACAUGCCCAACCAGUUCAACCACGACACGCAGGACGAAGCCGGCCUGGAGGUGCACCAGUUCUGGCCGCUGGUGGAGAUCAAGUGUUCGCCGGACUUGCGCUUCUUCCUCUGCAGCAUGUACACGCCGAUCUGCCUGGAAGACUACAAGAAGCCGCUGCCGCCGUGCAGGGGCGUGUGUGAGCGGGCCAAGGCUGGCUGCGCUCCGCUCAUGAGGCAGUACGGCUUCCCCUGGCCGGACCGGAUGAGGUGCGACCUGCUCCCGGAGCAAGGCAACCAGGACACGCUGUGCAUGGACUACAACCGGAGCCAGACCACCACUGUCUCCCCCGUGGUGGCGAAGCCGACCAACCGGUCCCUGAAGCCUUACAACACCAAGAAGAAGAGCGGCUACGGUCGCGGCAUCCCCGGCAAACACAAACCAGCCGCGUCUCCAUGUGAACAGGGCUGCUUCUGCCGUGCGCCCAUGGUGCCCGUGACCAGCGACACUCACCCUCUGCACAACCGCGUCAAAACAGGGCAGAUCUUGAACUGUGCCAUGCCCUGCCACAACCCAUACUUCACCCAGGAGGAGAGGACAUUUACUGCGUUUUGGAUCGGCCUCUGGUCCGUACUGUGCUUCAUUUCCACUUUCGCGACCGUGGCCACUUUCCUGAUAGAUAUGGAGAGGUUUAAGUACCCGGAGCGUCCCAUCAUAUUCCUCUCCGCCUGCUACAUGUUCGUGUCAGUUGGAUAUAUCGUCAGGCUGAUCGCUGGACACGAGGAGGUGGCCUGCAACAGGGAGAACGGCGCCGAGCACAUUCACUACGAAACCACGGGUCCUGCGCUUUGCACCAUCGUUUUCCUGCUCAUCUAUUUCUUCGGCAUGGCCAGCUCGAUCUGGUGGGUGAUUCUGUCCCUCACUUGGUUUCUCGCGGCAGGUAUGAAGUGGGGUAACGAGGCGAUAGCCAGUUACGCACAGUACUUCCAUUUGGCCGCCUGGCUCAUCCCCAGCAUGAAGUCCAUAGCGGUUUUGGCUCUGAGCUCUGUGGACGGGGACUCCGUGGCAGGGAUUUGCUAUGUGGGCAACCAGAAUUUGGAUAACCUGCGGGGGUUUGUGCUGGCUCCGCUGGUUAUCUACCUGUUCAUCGGCACCAUGUUUCUCCUGGCCGGCUUCGUCUCCCUGUUCAGGAUCAGGAGUGUUAUCAAGCAGGGGGGCACCAAGACCGACAAACUCGAGAGGCUGAUGAUCCGAAUUGGAGUGUUCACAGUUUUAUACACCGUCCCGGCCACUGUCAUCGUGGCGUGUUACUUUUACGAGCAACACAACAGACAGAUGUGGGAAAUUACGCACAGCUGUACGUGCGUGACGGACCCGAGCAGGCCGAGGCCGGACUACGCCGUGUUCAUGCUCAAGUACUUUAUGUGCCUCCUGGUGGGUAUCACCUCGGGGGCCUGGAUCUGGUCCGGUAAAACCCUGGACUCCUGGAGGACUUUUUGCACGCGGUGCUGCUGGGGGAGUAAAGCCUCCGCGGGCUCCAUGUACAGUGACGUGAGCACUGGACUGACCUGGAGGUCCGGGACGGCCAGCUCCGUGUCCUGCCCCAAACAGAUGCCACUGUCCCGGGUUUGAUUGAGGGCUGGGGUGGUACGCUCAAAUGCAUCUUAUGUCGUUUGACACUAAAGACUUUAAAAGCAGCUCUUCUGAGGACAACGCGGCGUAAAGACUGAUUGAAAUGUUGUUGUUUUUUUAUUUGGUAAAUUAUUUAAAGAGAGUCACCAAACUCCCGCUUGAAUGAAAAACUUAUGGUCCUGAGCACUCCCCUAAUGUGAACUGUGUGUCGGAUUUGUUUAAGCUCUAUUCUGCAAGUUUGAACUUAUACUUAUGGAAAGUGCUCCUUCCUUGCCUUAUCCAAAUGACGUCCGUGGGUUUGAAUAGAGAGGGCUGAGUCGGGGAGGGGGGGUGGCGGUGGUGAACUAAUUGUGUUGGGAUUGUCCAUCAGCGUGUUGUAAUUAGCACAUUAAUGAGCGCCUAAUGGCUUCUCUUUAAAUAAUGAGACUUGUCAGCAGCAGAACAAUGUACCUGGCACGAAGAAUGCGGAGUCUUAUCUGGGCUUAAUUCAAUGCGCGCAGCUGACAAGAUCCCCCUUGUCGAUAGGUAACAUGGUAUAGUUGAGACACUUCUUUUUCUUCUUACUGUAAAGAACCGCCGUGUCUUAAACACAAGAUGAGACUGCUCUGCCUGAAACGAGGCCAUAAGUCGGCCGUGUUGUCUCCAGGAUGGAUUUAUACGUUCAUUUAUCAAUGCCUUAAUACUGUCUCAUACGGGUUGCUUAAGCGCGUAAAAGUGUAUUUAUAUAAGUAUUUGUGUAGAUAUAUUGUACAUUUGUAUAUGGAAUUUUACGGGGCUGUAAAUAUGUAUAAUUUCCACUUUGAUAGAAGAUUUUAUUUUGAGAAUAAAACAGCUUUUAUUGAAUGUAAA
Messenger RNA from Mugil cephalus (flathead mullet), 2820 nucleotides. RefSeq names its product frizzled-8-like. The transcript has a single exon. The coding region runs from base 226 to 1971 and encodes 581 amino acids. Lineage: Eukaryota; Metazoa; Chordata; Actinopteri; Mugiliformes; Mugilidae. The record is from RefSeq and is a predicted model, not a curated record. Gene Ontology annotation, cellular component: plasma membrane. Gene Ontology annotation, molecular function: Wnt-protein binding; Wnt receptor activity. Gene Ontology annotation, biological process: canonical Wnt signaling pathway; non-canonical Wnt signaling pathway.